This is a messenger RNA of Panonychus citri (citrus red mite), 456 nucleotides long. RefSeq names its product cytochrome c oxidase assembly protein COX19-like. Gene Ontology annotation, cellular component: mitochondrial intermembrane space. The record is from RefSeq and is a predicted model, not a curated record. Lineage: Eukaryota; Metazoa; Arthropoda; Arachnida; Trombidiformes; Tetranychidae. Gene Ontology annotation, biological process: mitochondrial respiratory chain complex IV assembly.
AUUUCUCUUCAACUGAUCAUCUGGAGAAUUUUUUUUCACUUUCAAUCUUUUUCUUUUCUAAUCAAGUUUUAAUUUCUCUUCGUUCUUACAAUUAAUUAAUUGAGAUUCCUUUUCAUGUCUGUGCCCUUUGGCAGUAGUCGUUCAGUGCCUAAAGCUCCUGACAAGGGUAGUUUUCCUCUCGAUCACGAUGGUGUUUGUCGAAAACCAUUAGUCGCUUACCUUAAAUGUCUUCGUGUUAAUGACGCUGUUACAAUUAAUUGUCGAGAAGAAAUUAAGUCUUAUUUAAAGUGUAGAAUGGAUAAUGGAUUAAUGGCUGCUGAAGAAUGAAAAAUUGGGUUUUCUGAUGAGAUUGAUUUGGUUACCAAAGAUGGAAACUCAAGAGCUGAAGGAGUUAAACAAAACACCAAUGGAAAAGAUGAACAAUCAACAAUUGGACAAUCAGUUAGAAAAGAUUGA